Molecule: messenger RNA, 1212 nt
Organism: Emiliania huxleyi CCMP1516
Lineage: Eukaryota; Haptophyta; Isochrysidales; Noelaerhabdaceae
Exons: 2
Biological process (GO): methylation
Molecular function (GO): rRNA (guanine-N2-)-methyltransferase activity; rRNA (guanine-N7-)-methyltransferase activity; RNA binding
Source: RefSeq, a predicted model, not a curated record
AUGCUGCUCGCGCUCUCCCACCUGAGCGCCGCCCUGAGCGCCGCUCCGCGCCCGUCCACCUACUUUGCGACCACGCUCGGAGGCCUCGAGCCUGUCCUCGCCGCCGAGCUGUCCUCGCCUGAGAUCGGCGCGUCUGCUGUCUCGUGCGGCCGGCUCGGCGUCCACUUCGAGGGCGGGCCCGAGGUCGGCGCCCGCGCGGUGCUGUGGAGCCGCACCGCCCUGCGCGUGAUGGAGCUGCUCGAGCGGCGAGAGGCCGUCCACACGCAGGCGUCCCUGUACGACUUUGCGCGCGCCGUCCGCUGGAGCGAGGUCGUGGCGUCCGAGCAGCAGACCCUCUCUGUUGGCGCGGGGGGAGGGGGGGAGCCGCUGACGCACACGCACUUCUCGGCGCUGACAGUCAAGAAUGCGGCCUGCGACGCGCUGCGAGAGGAGCGCGGCUGGCGCCCUUCGGUGGACCGCGCUGAGCCGGACGUGCCGCUCCACUUGCACGUGCACCGCGGCGAGGCGCGGCUGUACCGCGUCCUGUCCGGCGCCGGCUCGCUGCACCGGCGCGGCUACCGCAGCGGCGAGGCGGUGCACAAGGCUGCGAUGAAGGAGUCUCUUGCGGCGGCGAUGCUGCUGCACGCGGGAUACGACGGCACCUCCCCCCUCUGCGACCCGAUGUGCGGCUCCGGCACGCUGCUCGUCGAGGCCGCCCUCAUCGCCACCCGCACUGCUCCCGGCUUGCUCCGCGCCUCGCCGCCGCCGCUGGUCAAGUGGGGUGGCGGGAGGCACGCGGCGGCGUGGGAGGAGGCGUGGGAGGAGGCGGUGGCGGAGGCGAGGGCGGUGAGGAGAGACGCGGCGCCGGCGCCGAUCAUGGCGAACGAGGUCCACCCGGGCGCGUUGGCGCUCGCCCGCCGCUCCGCUGCUGCGGCCGGCGUCGAGGCGCUGAUUGACUUUUCGCACGGGUGCUGCUCUGAGUACGUCCCGCCGCACGCGCCGUCGCUCGUGGUCUCGAACCCCCCCUGGGGGGGGAGGCUCGACGCAGACGGCGCGGCGGACUCUUGGGCGGUGCUGGGCGAGUGGCUCAAGCGGGAGGGGAGGGAGGGGCGGGCGGCGGCGCACCUUCUCUCCGGCAGCCGCGAGCUGACCCGCCACCUGCGGCUGCGAGCCUCGUCCCGCACGCCCGUCGAGCAGGCGGGCGACUCGCUCCGCAUCCUUCGCUACGACCUC